This is a messenger RNA of Paramacrobiotus metropolitanus, 5944 nucleotides long. Its product is annotated as ral GTPase-activating protein subunit alpha-1-like. Gene Ontology annotation, molecular function: GTPase activator activity. The transcript is spliced from 34 exons. Gene Ontology annotation, biological process: regulation of small GTPase mediated signal transduction; positive regulation of GTPase activity. NCBI's taxonomy places the organism in Eukaryota, Metazoa, Tardigrada, Eutardigrada, Parachela, Macrobiotidae. The record is from RefSeq and is a predicted model, not a curated record. Bases 223 to 5652 code for a protein of 1809 amino acids. Gene Ontology annotation, cellular component: nucleus; cytoplasm.
GCCAAACUUUAUGCAUUGCUUCAAUGCAGCAUUUGCUAGAUAUGCAAUUGUGUUGAUUUGUGAACAAAAGCAGUCAAUCGUUAAAUGUUGUGGCAAUUCUUUUGUUGAUAUUGGUUGGACGUUUGGCGAUAAGUUUGCACAGACGACUUGAAAAAGAGCGAGAAAAACGCGAGCCAGCUGGUUCGUCGAGUUCGUGACUUGCUUGGAUUACAACAUGCAGCUAUGUUCAAACCACGAGGAUCGGAUUUGCAGAAGUCAUCUUCCAAAUUAUCCGACACGAAGAAGGACCUGAAGACGCGUAUGAAACAUCUUCGGAUCAUCCUCGAUCACGGCAAUGCCAAGGAAAGCAAGCGCACGUUAGGAGAAGACACGGAAGAAGUUUUCGGCCUUUUCGUCGAAUAUUUCCACGCCUUGGAUUUGGCAUUAAAGCAGAGAGGACAAAAAAUAAGUAAAGAAGAUGUGGAGACUGUUUUGUACGCAUUAGAGAAAAUACUGCUUUUGCUGCCCGAAUUUAUCCGAACGGACCCUUCUCAAGCUAAUGUGAUAACUACCGUACUGAAGCGAUGCCUCCAUCCCAGCAGCGCCUUACGGUUACGGCGGGAAGCCAUGAGGCCAUUCCUGUUGUACUACCAAAUCCUUCGGGAAUCCUGUCCCGAAGAAUUGCACCAUCUCUUUAUGGUUCUCGUUCCCGGCAUGCAUGGACAUGUACCUGGGAUGGAACGAGUCCAGAACGAGGAGAACGACAUAUUUGAGAACGCGCCUCCCCUUCUGCUCCCGCCUGCUGGCGAAAAGCCUCCGGACAACUUGACACGUUUAAUGUAUGAAACGCUUCUGGAUUUACUUGUCUCACAGGUGUAUCGAAUAUCUUGGGAUGAUAUCGACCAGUAUCAAGCCUCUUUUACGUUUCUGUUCGAUAAGUUCAAAGCGGGAUAUUUAUCUCGCAUUUUUCCUGAAUCGCGAGCUUGCAUAACUCCAGUUAAAGGAUUUUAUCCGGCAUCAAUAGAGUGUUCCACGUCGAUAAAUGUGGAUUCUGUUACAUUGUCCCUGCAAAUUGCCACUAUGAAAUGGCUCAUGACAUUUCUCCAAACUCCGGAUAGUUUGAAAACCGAUAACGCCAGUGAGUCAAAGAAAAGGACACGAGAUAACAGCGUGGGUUCUGAUAGCGUCGACUCGGGUUUAGUGGUGACAAAAACUCGUGAGUCCAGUGGAUCCUUUUCGGCAGCAUUUCAGAAUUUAUUACACUUUGAAGUCAACGUGCCGGGCACAUCUGAAGGACGCUCGAAACCGGUGUAUACUUCCAAUGUUUAUUUGAUGGUUCGGCAGACCCUUCUCGCUAGUCCAUCCAAUAUUCAGCUUGUCCAUGAAUUAUUUGAAACUGCACUGAAAUUCCCUCUUACGGAACACGGGGUCAUCAAAAGAGUGGUAGCAGUAUACGAAAGCUGGAUAAUGGCUGUUGAAUCGACAAAAAAUUCCCACAUUACAGAUGCCGUAGAUUCCGUUAACCACCAACAGGGAUACACUCAGUUUGCUGCUGAUCAGUCUACUCUGAAACUGUUUUGUGCCAGUUCGGUGCAUCCAUUCAAAAUAAAUCUUUUAGCGAGUGACUAUAACCCCAUAGAAAGAUCCAGGCUGCUGGAGGAACAGGAAAAGAUCUGCGAACGUAUUAUUUUUUUGUACCGAUGUGCCAUUUUGAGAUUGCCCAUGUCCUUAUCGACUUGGGAAUGUGUUCUGAAUACACUGAUUAAAGUUACCCAGAUCUGCAUGCCGGUUGAUCCACCAAAAGAUCGUUUGUCUACAUUGUGUGGGAGACUGUCGGUUAGUUUGUUUCAGACCCUGCUUGUGGCUUGGGUCAAAGGUACCCUUAGUGCAUAUAUUGCCUCUCGUUUGUGGGAUGAUCUAACUGAAGUCUUGUCUACUCUCACGGCCUGGGAGGAGCUCAUUGUGCGAUGGGAGAAAACGUUGGUUCUCAUCACAAAGCUGUUUGCGGAGCAAGUUUUCAAUGUUAAAUAUGACAGUGUCAACGACCAUAGUAAUCAGAGUGGGCACUCGUUUUCCUCGAGCAACCAACAGAGUGAUGAUGGAACGCUAGUAGCUGAACCACCUCGGUGCCGCUCGAACGCUUCUUCCAGUGACACCGAAGGAAUUUCUUUGCAUUUUAAUGGACGAAACGACCACGAGUCGGGGAGUAUGAAAUCGGGAAGUAUGGAGCCUGAUGAGUAUGGUUCUAGCCCCAAAGAUAAAGAGGGAACUUUAAAGCACGUAGAAGAGGCCUUAUCCAGACGACUGCGCCACAUCUCUGGGAGCGAAGAUAAUGAUGGUACGGCGAGCAAUUCGGACAACUUCCUUGAUCCAUCGCGGUCGGAUUCUACUCCAGAUUCUUUACGCGAAAGCUUGAAUUCCCCUUUAUUUUAUCCAUUAGAAUUUGAUCGUAAACGAGCGGCCUCGUCGUGCUCGUGGGUAAGCGUGAUGGCAGGAGGCCAGCUGCAAGGUUGGUCUCCAGAUUCAGCCUGUGCUUUGUGGUUUCGUGUUUUUGGUGUAAUCGGGCCAGUGAACAAAAUUCCGAAUCCUGCAUCUCAUAAGUUCGCUUUGGAAUCGGUGAACAGAAUUGUGGAUAUGUUGUUGACUAUUUAUGAUAAAAAGGGAAUCUCAUCUGACAGCUUGCAUGGAGAAUUGUCCACAUCUGAUCGGUUUGUUCCGGUAGCGAUUGUGGCACCUUUACUUUUUGAAGCUCUGACGUUGCCGGAAACCUUUAUUGCUAGUCAAGCUUUGGCUCUGCAAAGCAUUUGUAACAUGACAUUCCAUGUGGAUCCCAUUCCGAAAAAAUUUUGUAUGCAUCUGAUCAGGACUUUCCACUCGAAACUGCUAUCUGGAAAUCAGGUUUUCCUGGAUGUGAUUUUUCUGAACGCUGGAAUGAGACUGUUCUGCUCCAAAGUUCCGAAUGCUUUUCUGCUUGUGGAAGAUUUUACGGUCGCCGCUACAUCCUUAGUAGAAAGCAAAAAUCACGAACUGCAGUUGAUGAGCAUUCGAAUGUUGGGAUCCUUGCUGUUUUACCUAAAGCGUCUUCCUGCCAGUUUCAGGGUGCUCUCUCCCAUUUCUGAUACUUUUAAGCUAAAGCCAUGCCAUAAUUCGGAAGUUCAGGCAAAAAUUUUCGCUGUGAUAUUACGUUACACUAAUAUUACCUGUCCCUCCGACGUACGAAUUCCGGCUUUCCAUUGCGUCGGCAAUGUAUUGUAUUCCCUCUUAAAUGGAACCAUUGACAAGCCCAACAUCGUCGAGAUAUUUCUUGGAGAGAUCUUGACCGCCACGGAAAAUUUUUCUGGAGACAGAGUCGCUGAAAUUGUUAACAUUCUGAUUAUGAUUACCAAUCAUGCUCCCGCGCUGUUCCACUCUCUUCCACAGGCCGUUUACAAAAUUAUCCAGGGUAUUUGCGCGCUGUUGCGAAAAAUAGCAGCUGAAAUUUUAGGAGGUGCUCCGGUGUCUAAGGACAUUGAAGAGGUUUUCAUUAAACUGGUUCUUUGCCUCUGCGAAUGGAUGAUAUCGGUGCCGAAUAUUCUUUCGGACAGACCGUCUUUAGUAGAAGGCCCGGUCGACAUGCGUACGCUGAUUGAGCAGACUCUGCAGACAAUCACAAAUAUGCCAGAAUUGAUGUCCAUGGAACAAGAAGAUCCAGUUGUUGGUAGUAAUAUGGAGAUCAAGGGCAAAGGAAAACGAGGUUUCUCUGAGCUUCUGGCUGACCGGCGGUUUUCUGCUGACGUUGGUGCCGUUUUGGCGUCGCGCAAUCAUGCCGAUGAUGAGCCCCCGAUGACUCGACGAGCUACGUCGAUCUUCAGUCGGCCGGUAUCGGAUGUUGCCAAAGACAAGAGAUUACAGCCACAACGUGCUGAAAUCGUACCUCCCCAUAUGGCGUCCAGUAGGCUGCAUGUGCUCAAACUGGCUGGUGCAUACGCUGCGCGGCAUAUGGCUAAUAGAUUCUUCUCGAUCUCCGAUGAAGAUUCUUGGGCGCUUAUGUCCAGCGUUGUUUCCGAAGACGAUGAUCUUCCACCUAGCUCGAUCUUGACGGAUAAUUUGCAGGUGUUUUCCAUGUACGAUAUGAUUAUCUCCCUACGCCUCAUGACUCGGAACAGUCUUUCGAACGACGCCAAAGAUUUUCAGUCUUUCCCGCUUGUUCGCAUCAUAGUUCGUGACAUAGCGGGAAAGUAUUGUUAUGAUACCACAAGUUUAUUUGGAGAAGAAAAUCUGAUUGACAGUUUGUACGAAAAACGCACGUUUGCCAUAACGAAUGAUAAGGAAGAAAACCAAUCCGUGAACUCAGCCAAAGUUCUCCAACCUUCCAGUACCACAGAUACAUCGGAGCCGACGAUUCGUACUUUCGCUGAUCUUGUCAAAAAUCAUUCGGCGGACGUUGUACUGGAUAUUAUGAAAUAUGUUGAGUUGACGACACCGGGUCUGGGUCUGUCGAUUGAACAUCCUUGGAAUGAGCCUGGUCUGCCUCCUUCUGGAAUUUCAGCCAAAGAAGAAUUUAAAGCCGGCCAGAUUAUGGCAUCCCAAAGUGAAUCUAUGAAAGAAUAUGUGGAACAGAAAAAACAGACUGGACAACUGUUUGCGCCGGCCGCCGAACCCCCGCCACAUUCUCCGCCACAGAGUGCAUUUAGUUAUUGUUCCAGAAUAUUGUCGCAGUUUGGUUAUGCCGGAAUGGCUAAACGUCAACAUUUCCAUUUAAUGAAGCGCACAGAUGGGAUGUUUCGAGACUUGAAGUUGCUGGACCGACGUCCUAAUCGCGACUUCCAAAAAAUCGCUGUAAUAUACGUUGCUCGAGGUCAGGAAGAUAAAAUGUCCAUCAUGACCAACAAUUACGGAAGCGAAGCUUAUGAACGAUUUAUCAAUCGCUUAGGCUGGAAUGUUGACCUUGCGGAUCAUAAAGGAUUUCGCGGCGGUUUGCCGCACAAUUCUUGGCAGUUUAACAGUGCUGUAUAUUUUGCAUCGGCCACCAUGGAAGUGAUUUUUCAUGUUGCUACCAGGGUUGGCGCUCUGACCACGGAAGAUCAUACAUCAAAGAUGAAACACAUUGGUAAUGAUGAGGUGCAGAUUGUCUGGUCCGAUCAUUAUCGUGAUUACGACAGAAAAAUUCUGCCAACUCAAUUUGGAGAUGUUAUAAUUUGCAUUUAUCCAACCGAGCCCGUCGGACUUUAUCGAAUUCAGAUCAUCCGACGUGAAAACAUACCUCCAUUUGGACCUCUGUACGAUGGCGCCAUUGUUGACGAAGAGAAUCUGGCCGGGCUGGUGCGCAACACAGCACUAAAUGCAGGCCAAGCGUGCCGUAAAUCCAUCAAAGGCUUCCAGUAUUUCUUUGAAGAGCGUGCCGAAUACCUGAAAUCUCUCAUUCAAAACUAUACUGAAGAAGGCACAUAUGAGCAUUUUCUCAGCAGCAUAAUAUCACCGCAGCCGCCUAAGCUGAAUAUUCCCUCCGCACCUUUGCGUGAUGUGCCUGUGAUGCUGCGUCCGUCGUGGCGGGAAUCGACGCGCCGCUACAAUGACAAAGUCCGUAAUAGUCUGCAGACGAAAUCUGGGGGAGAUCCUGAUCUACCAACGGUAUCGUUGCGGUAUUCGCUGCCUCCUCGAUCUGGCUCGACUUCGUCUGGAACCGAUGUGUAGAUGGUUACAUGAUGAUUUUUUUGGUAUGAUAUUUGGCCUUUUCUCAGAUUGUUAAUGUUAGGUUGAUGUUUGCUGUUUGUUAAAUCAAAUAUAUUCGUGCUGGUGAACGCCAGCUGACGACAGCAGGGAAGCGUGUCCGUCCUGUAUAUGGUUCUUUCAUAAAGCAUUGGGAUGGAGAGUGUCCGCGCUUUGUUUUGAUAACCUUCGUUUCCCUGUGGGAACAUACUUUGAAUAUUUUAUGCUUGUCGGUUCUUUGUUAUCGUUCCGGUGGUUGCUUAAAAAGAUGCUUUAA